CUCCUCCAUCGCACCCACCCGGACCGCCUCCUCUUCUCCAGCGUCCGAUCACCAUUCCCCUCCUCUCCUCCUCUGUCCGCGCCUCCGCGGCCACCUCCUCUCACUCUCUCUCCUCUCUUCUCCCUUCUCUCCCCUCCUCGCCUCCCCGCGCGCGCGUUUUUAUAAGGGUUUCGGCGGAGGCGCACGGUCCCCGGCGAUGGCGGACGACGGCGGGAGCCACGAGGGCGGCGGCGGCGUCCGGGAGCAGGACCGGUUCCUGCCCAUCGCCAACAUCAGCCGCAUCAUGAAGAAGGCCGUCCCGGCUAACGGCAAGAUCGCCAAGGAUGCCAAGGAGACCCUGCAGGAGUGCGUCUCCGAGUUCAUCUCCUUCGUCACCAGCGAGGCCAGCGACAAGUGCCAGAAGGAGAAGCGCAAGACCAUCAACGGCGAUGAUCUGCUCUGGGCGAUGGCUACGCUCGGAUUCGAGGAGUACGUCGAGCCCCUCAAGAUGUACCUACACAAGUACAGAGAGAUGGAGGGUGAUAGUAAGUUGUCUACAAAGGCUGGUGAGGGCUCUGUAAAGAAGGAUGCAAUUAGUCCCCAUGGUGGCACCAGUAGCUCAAGUAACCAGUUGGUUCAACAUGGAGUUUACAACCAAGGGAUGGGCUAUAUGCAACCACAGUACCAUAAUGGGGAUACCUAAAGGGCAAAAACUGAAGACAGCAGCAAUUUAUGUGGUUAUCCAUCAGCUAGGGAAGUUGCCGCAUUGCUUCUAUGUUUAUUGGCAGAAAAUUGAAGGCACGUAAAAAGGGUGUUCAACUUUUGCUAUGGCUGCCUCUCAGAUGUAAAUUGGCUUCCUUGAGAAUAGUUCGCCUAUAAUGGUUUAGCGCUUGCUUUUGUCUGUAUAUUCAGAAUGAUUUGACCGUUGCUAUUUUGGCAGCCUUUUACAUUCACAGAUCUGUAUUGUGGAGCAUAAAUAUAAUGUAGUAGUCCUAGGAGCAAAUAAUGGUGAUUAAAUACAGGUCUGCUGUCACCUAUCAGCCUAUGCUCA
Messenger RNA from Panicum virgatum (switchgrass), 1030 nucleotides. Its product is annotated as nuclear transcription factor Y subunit B-3-like. The record is from RefSeq and is a predicted model, not a curated record. Gene Ontology annotation, biological process: regulation of transcription by RNA polymerase II. The coding region runs from base 197 to 682 and encodes 161 amino acids. Gene Ontology annotation, molecular function: DNA-binding transcription activator activity, RNA polymerase II-specific; RNA polymerase II cis-regulatory region sequence-specific DNA binding; protein heterodimerization activity. The transcript has 8 exons. Gene Ontology annotation, cellular component: nucleus; CCAAT-binding factor complex. Lineage: Eukaryota; Viridiplantae; Streptophyta; Magnoliopsida; Poales; Poaceae.